ACUCCUUUUAAUUAAAUAUCAUUAACACUUUAUUUUUCUUAUAAUAAUAAGUAAACAAUACUCCAUUAUUUUAGCAAAAAUUCUUUGAAGAAUGAAAUCAUUCAGCUAAUAUGAUCAUUCCAUUUCCAUUAAUUCAUUGAAAUUUAUCAAGUCAAUCCACCAACGUGCAUGCUCAUAACCUUGUUGAAGAGUAGGGCCUGUUAGAUUGCUAUUUGUAAGGUAAUUGAUGAUCAGCUGACUAAACCCCCCAAGUCAGUCUCAACAAAAAUGUGGAAGUUAAACGAAUCCAUUUUGGGGGAAAAUGAAGAGCAACAAGAUAAUCUGUUUGGUGAUCAAGAAGCUCUCUGCUCUCUUUCCCCUUUACAGAGAAUCUAUGGUUUCGCAGCCUGUCUGGUCGCCGGCUUGAUUUUAAUGCUCCUGUCGAUGAUUGUGUUCGUCAAGCCCAUCAAGUUUGCCUUGUUAUUUACUUUUGGCAACAUGUUGGCCAUUGGAAGCACAGCUUUUCUCAUUGGACCUGUGCAGCAAAUUUCAAUGAUGAUGGAUCCUGUUCGUGUCUAUGCCACAUCAAUUUAUGCCGGAUGUGUUGUUUUAGCUCUCAUUUGUGCACUCUUGAUCCACAGUAAGAUUUUGACACUACUUGCAAUCAUAUGCGAGAUCUGUGCCCUUAUUUGGUACAGUUUAAGUUAUAUUCCUUUUGCCCGUAGAAUGGUUUCAAAUGUCACUAUCCGCCUAUUUGACACCGAAAUCUAGUGGAUUCGAUGCUGAAGCAACAUCACUCCAGUAUAUUUUUCAGUGCUGGACUCCAGUCUACUCGACUUGGAAGAGCUGCUUCCCCCGUUUGAUUAUUUUGAAGAAAUUGAUAAUUCUUUCUUGUUUCCCUUUGAUGACAAAGGAAUUCCAGCUUUCAGUGAAGUGUGAAUAAUUCGUUUGGACUGUUAACUUUUAUGCUGAGAUCGGUGGUAUCAUCUGGUUUCUUUUGAUUUCGGGAAGUUUUGGUUGCUUUCUUCUUGUGCGCUGCCCUACUCAACUCAUAGUCGCCCCAUGCCAUGAUUGACAAAUGACUUCAUCCCUCUCCCUCACACAACAAAUUUAAAACCAUUGUCGAAACAAAUCACACUCGAUGUAUAUCUUCUCUAGUUUGUUUUAGUCUUUCAAGUUCUGUUACUUUUCGCAUUGUGAGUAAAUAUAUCUGUUCUUUCCUA
Molecule: messenger RNA, 1202 nt
Organism: Lycium ferocissimum
Lineage: Eukaryota; Viridiplantae; Streptophyta; Magnoliopsida; Solanales; Solanaceae
Exons: 6
Coding region: 268-750 (160 amino acids)
Biological process (GO): vesicle-mediated transport
Cellular component (GO): membrane
Source: RefSeq, a predicted model, not a curated record